Molecule: messenger RNA, 228 nt
Organism: Anthostomella pinea
Lineage: Eukaryota; Fungi; Ascomycota; Sordariomycetes; Xylariales; Xylariaceae
Source: the annotation of a GenBank genome assembly
AUGGGUGCCCGGCCUUUCCACCCGGAGUGGGCCCGGCCCAACACGGACAACGCGCUCCUCGAAGGCCUAAGCAAGUCGUCCGCGCUGGAGCUGCUCGCCGGCGCCAAGACGGUCACCGAGCUCCUCGGACUAUGUGUGGAUAUGCCACCAGAGGCCGAUAGAAGACGGAGGCCGGUGGCCCAGGACGAGCUGAAGAAGGAGAAGCCAGCAGAGCAACGCCAGCCAUGA